UUUGCAUUUUAUUUGUAAUCAUAUUGAAAAGAAUUUUUGGCUAUGACGAACCUAAACUGUAACUAAAACUACUUUGUUGGGGUAGUUCCACAUCAGUCUUGAUCCACAAGGCAACGAUACAAGAUGUCCAAACUUCCAAUACUUUGUAUUUUAUUGGUUAUUAUUGUCGUCAGUGUUGAAGUGGAAGGCUAUAAAAGAGGCGGCAGAAAACAAGGUAAAGGAAUACAAACUGGGACAGAAGUUAGUGAGAAUAGCGAAAAAAGUCCUGGUAGUCAAGGGAAAGGUGAAAAACAAACUAGCAGUACUGCAGCUAAAAAAAGCAACAGUGGAAGCAAAGGCAAAAGACACAAGCAACGUGGAGGAAAAGGCAGAAGAAAAAAGAAACGACGAUGCCAGUGUAAACGUGUUUCUGUGAAGAUAAUCACCAGGUGCACGAAAGGAAAAAGAAGAAUGAAGACAUGUUCAACGAAGAAAAGGUAUUUCUUCACAAGAACAAGAUGCUACUACCCAUUUGGUGAUUCAAAUGGAAGUGGAUCUGACGGAGACGGGACAGGUACAGGUGGUGGAGAUGGUGGAGGUACAGGUGGUGGAGAUGGUGGAGGUACAUGUGGUGGAGGAGGAUGUGGAGAUGGUGGUGGUACAGGUGGUGGAGAUGGUGGAGGAGAUGGUGGUGGAGAUGGUGGUGGAGAUGGUGGGGGAUAUGGUGGUGGAGAUGGUGGUGGAUAUGGUGGAGGAGAUGGUGGGGGAGAUGGUGGAUUAGGUGGUGGAGAUGGUGGAGGAGAUGGUGGAGGAGAUGGUGGUGGAGAUGAUGGAGGAGGUGGUGGGGGUACUGGAGAUGGAGAAGAUGACUUAAUCAUGCUCAAUGAUGACUGCACGGAGGCUGAAAACCCAGAAGAUCUGAAGGACACAUGUGCUAACGGUAUAGUAAAAGAUCCAGUAGAGCUAUACUUCGGAACUAGCUGUCCAACGCAUUUCCUCCAGUGUGACCUGAAUGGAGGUGCAUUUAUAAUGCCAUGUCCACCUGGAACCGAAUGGUGUCAACAGAAGUUAACAUGUGACUUUAUCGGUCGUUGUAAUGCUUAAAUAUAUACUAUCAGAGCACAGAGGACUUCAUCGAUAUAUUUAGAUUCCAAGUAACUUCAUAGAUUUCAUCCAUAUAUCUAGAUUUCAAAUUCAAGUAACUUCGUAAAAUGUUUUUCUUUUUUUUUUUUUUUUAAGUUUUACCUCUCAGACUGUGUAAUACAAAUUUAUAAGUAAUAUGACUAAAUGUAUCUCUUUAUGUUUAUAUAUCUGCCUAAAUGUAUAACCUCAGAACAUCGUAUUAAUAAAAUUUAAUCUGCA
Mytilus californianus (California mussel) is the source of this 1341-nucleotide messenger RNA. RefSeq lists its product as uncharacterized. The transcript has 12 exons. Lineage: Eukaryota; Metazoa; Mollusca; Bivalvia; Mytilida; Mytilidae. Bases 124 to 1083 code for a protein of 319 amino acids. The record is from RefSeq and is a predicted model, not a curated record. Gene Ontology annotation, cellular component: extracellular region. Gene Ontology annotation, molecular function: chitin binding.